AUAAAUUCAGUCUCGUGAAGACCCAGUUCUGUCACUCCCAUAAGUGGCGAAUGCGCACCUCCUCAGAGCUAUUUCUUGAUGGCUUUCAACUGCUGUCCACUUAAAGAUUGGAGUCUUGUUUAAAUGGUUGUUGGUCGGUUUGAAAUCUAAAACAUUUAACUAGAUGGUGGUCUUCUGGAAUUUCUUUGGUGUCUGUCACUUGUUAGAUAUAAUUUUUUUAAUCUAAUUAAUGCUCUGCAGCAAGUUCAUUCCUAGGAAUUCUUGUCAAGGUGCAGAGGUAGCUGUCAGCUGAAGAGCAGGAGAAGCCAUGAAAGUACUUGAGAACUGAACACUGCCUUUUUCUGUACCUGGAACAAAAUGUCAUGCUGACGUUUCUGCAAGAGUAGAGUAAGUUCAGGUACCUUAUUUGUAACAAGGCUUCUAAAUGAAGCAUAUUGGCAAUCUUCACUAAAACAAUGUAAUGUAAUUAUAUGUGUCAAGAAAGAAAUUGCAAAGUAUGUUUCGUAAUUAGAUUUCUUCACCCAUAAUAAUAGCAGGUUUCUAAAACUCAGAACUGCCAAAUUAGUGUCAUCAGAUAUUAUUUUAGAGGGUAAAUAAUUGUCUGACUUUGUAUAGAAUGUAUAUACAAUAUGCUGAAUGUUGUUUCUUUCUUUCUCCAAGAGUAGUAUGUUCGAGCUUUACUUGUUCCUUUGUAAUGCAUCAUGAACACUGCAGUCUGUGUAGCCAUGCUGAUUAAUUUUUAGUACCUUUGAUUGUGACAUACAAAUUUUGUUAGUAUCUGUCUUUUGCAGGAAUCUGGUAUUUUCCUUUUUACAGGUUGUUAUGUGAACUAGCAUGAUUAAAAUGACUGGUAUAAAGAUUGGAGCAUACUCUUAACAUGACCAGCUAUUUAAUUUAGUGUAACUAUAUUCUGUGCAAAACUGCACAGUCAAGUCUUGGAACAUUCAGGUCACGUUAUUCAACAUGAAGAUGCCAGGAUAAGGUCUUGCAUUUCUUAGCCUGUCUGCAGAUUAGUUGCUGGACUGUACGUACUUCAGGUUUCCUGUAAGGCAGUUUCUGCUUUGUCCUGUCUCAAUACACAGCACUAAAGAAAAUGGACUUAAGGGAUAACUUUAAAACAUAUUGGUUUGUGCAUAAUAAAUCUUGCAUAGCCGUUCCCAUUCAAGAAUUAAGUUACUCUUGUUCAAUUUAGUUUAGUUCAUUUGAAGUACUACACAGAUGAUCCCUAAGAGUGAAGAAACUCAAAUCUGGAACUGGUUACUUCCAGUAAGGGGUCUCUUUCUUCCCCUCUUAGAAAUGUGAUUUGCAUAGGUGUUCCAUAAUAGGCCUUCUUUACCUUCUUUACUAUGGACAGAGUUAUGUUCUUCUCUCUCUGCCUCUGGAGAAGAAACACGGUGGCAUCAUGGGCACAGAGGCAGGUUGAGUACAUGUUUUGGCCCAAGCAAUCCAAAUUUAGGUGCAUGAGGACCUGUGAAUAUUGAGACUGUAAUUAAGAUAUCGAGAGGUAAGUAGCUGUUGAUUAUUAAGAAUCCAUCGUUCCAACAGAGUUUCCUUAUUACUGCUGGUUUUUACAUUCUUCUCUGUGAUUAAAAACUGUCCUGUUUUAUUUCUGCUUUGAAGGGUAAUACAAAUCAAAAAGAACAGAGGUAGUCCACAGGUCAAGUGUAAACAGUAAACCUAACUAACUUUUUAAAGGACAGAGAAAGUAUUUUCCAUUAAAACUAAUUAUUUUUUCCUGAUAAAAUUUGGUCAGUGAUGAUUAAUGCAUCAGAAUUGCUUUAUGAAAGUUAAUUAUGACCCUUAGUCCUCUAUUUUUUUGCAUUGGAAAGACCAAGCCUGGCAAUCCAAGGCCAGCAUGUAGUUUCUGUGCCAGUAACUGGCAAUAAAAAGCAGUCAGAAACCUUGUAGGGGUUACAGGGUGAGGCAAGAAUAAUUGUGGUUCCAGUACAAGUAAGUGCAAAUGGAGAACUGCUGGAACUUCUGAGCUCACUGAACCUAUACUGAGAUGGUUCUAGAUUUCUGUGGUUUUUUUUUUUUUUUUUUUGCUUCCUCAUGCUUUAUUUAUUAUUUAUUUUAAAGUGGCUUGGUCUUACUGAACCAAUACUAAAGGAUAUCUUCAUCCCUAUAGACUCCAGAAUACCCAUUCUCUUGUCCUUAAGCUUCCCUUAUGGUCAUUUUCCUUUUUUUAGUCUUUGCUUUGAAUUUCUGACCUUUGAAAUCAGUGUUCUUUGAAAGAGUUGUUUGGCCCUGACUUUCCACGUUCAUUACUCAUAGAUACAUAAAUGGAAACAGUGCAUGCACACAACGUAAUUUCCUUUGUUUUGCAAAGCUGUUUGUAGUUCCUUAAGAGACAUGCAGAGGAUGACAGACUUUGUCUUACAUAUGCAUGUAGAAUAUGCCCAAACGUGGACAUCAUUUGCGUGGGUUUAAAAGCAUGGGCAAAUAAUGGAAUGUUAAAUAAAACACUUAUCAUUUCACUUGCUUUGUUAUAUAAAUAAUUUAACACAUGAGUGACUUAAAACUUUGGCUGAAGAUCCACCUUAGUCUCUGUCAAAUGUUACUUCUGUUGGAGAGCUUGUGGAAAGGAAGGACUGCUUGUGUCCCAGGCACUUCAAUGCAAACCUUUACUCGUGUGGGCAGUUACAAUAUGCAGUUCUGUAGUGAGAAGGCUGGCUAUACCAGCCUCAUGUGACUUGUUCCCACUUGAUUGUGCCAAACUCUUUGUGUUGUUGCUACAUUAUGAAUCAUAUCAAGAAAUUCAUCUGAUUGAAACUUUCCCUCAUGUUGUUUUUCAGCUCAAUCAGCUCACUGAGGAACCACAGGAGCAGCUGUGUUGGUACAACAGUGGGGCAGGGUGAGGGCAGGAUUAUGUAGCAAGAGUGGACCUGCUUAAGGAACAUCCCAUCACUGCCUAAAACUCAUUUGUGAAGCUAAAUUGCUGGAUUAGCUGAUUUGGUGGUGGUGUCUUUUGACUUUAAGAGGAGUGGUGGCAGGAGGAACUACCAAGAGCUGUUGUAUGGUAAAUUAUUGAAGUAAAAUUUGCCAGAAGUUCAUCACUUUCAGUUUGGGUCAUCUGUUAAUUUUCCAGGAGAGGCUUGCAGAAUCAUCUAUGUAGGAUAUAAAACCAGUAGCAAAAGAGAGGAAUUCUUAAAAGCAAACUGACUGAAGACACUGAAGUAAAUACAUAACGUUGAAACUUCUUAAACUGCUAGAGCUAAAGAAAUGGGUACAGAGUUUGAUGAGACAAAAUACAGGUAAGGAAAGGAAUGGACCUUAAAGGGAAAGAAAUUGUAAAAAAAAGCAUGCGUUACAGGCUUUGGGUCUUGUUCUCCUCUGUUCUGGUUGCUGAAGUUCUGUUAGUGGUGCCAGUGCCAAGUUUGAUUCACACUUGAAGCCUGGCUUGUUUUUUUUCCUAUUAAUUCCUGCAGGAUCUGCAGCACUCCCAGCUCUCAUGGCCUGUUGUGACUUGGAUAACUGGAAAACCCUCUGGAGGGUCCUUGUUGCUGACAGAACUGUGCUGAGCACGAUGACUUCUCUUAUAAAUUCUUCAUGAUUAUUGGAUGGGUUCCUUGUGUGCCUCCACUCCUUCACUGUGUUUGAUACUGCAGUAAGAGAUGAGAAUAAUUGCGCUUUCCAGAGACCAAAGAAACUGAAGAUUCCAGCACAGAAGAUACAGAAGUGUGAGGAAUUGGUGCAUGACUCCAGCUGCUGGAAUUCACAUGAAGCAAGUUGCUGCUCUUGGCAUCUCAACGCAAAGAUCCACUUUCAUCACAUGGCACAAGAGGACGGGGAAACCUUUUCAUAAUUUCAUAAGCUGGCAAGACUUAAGGAGUGCUGAGCUUGUGAAUUCCUGGAACAGGUCCCUUCUGCUGAAGGUAAUCCAUGUUAUUUUUACAGUGCUUCAUUUCUUUACUGGAAAUGAUCGAUAUUUGGCUCCAAGUUUUCUUACCUUUUCAACACAUCAGACUUCUAUGAAGUUGUCGUGGGUCUUUAAAAACAUACCUGAGGCUGAUGAAGCUGCCAAAAAGAAUAACUGCUGCUUUGGAACAGUGGACACGUGGUUACUGUAUAGAUUGACUAAAGGUUCUGUAUUUGCUACAGAUUACUCCAAUGCCAGUUCUACAGGCGUUUUUGAACCCUUCACGAAAUGUUGGAACCCCACUUUGUGCAGUUUACUUUCCAUUCCAAUGUCUAUUUAUCCUCCAGUGAAAGACACAAGCUUCAAUUUUGGAUCAGCUGACCCUGAAAUAUUUGGGGUACCUAUUCCAAUAAUGGCAUUGGUAGCUGAUCAGCAGUCAGCAAUGUUUGGAGAAUGCUGCUUUCAGCCAGGAGAUGUUAAACUGACAAUGGGUACGGGUGGUUUCUGGAAUGUUAAUACAGGAGGGAGUCUCUUUGCCUCACACAGGGGUCUGUAUCCACUGAUUGGUUGGAAGAUUGGGGAAGAAGUUGUUUACUUAACUGAAGGCUCUGUGUCAAACAUUGGCACUACCAUCAAAUGGGCUCAGGAUAUAAAUCUUUUCACCAGUGUAGAUGAAACAGCAAAAAUGGCACGGAGUAUUGUUGAUUCUCAAGGCGUUUGUUUUGUUCCAGGUUUUCAGGUGAGAUACUGUUCCUGUUCAGAGGCAGCAAGAAAGGUUUCUGCAAAUAAUUCCUCCUUAUGUGCCUCUUUCAUGGGGCUGAAACCUACUACUACCAGAAACCAUCUUGUACGAGCUAUUCUGGAAUCUGUAGCUUUCAGAAACAAACAGCUUUUUGAUAUCAUUGUGAAGAAGGUACGCAUUCCGCUUCGAACUGUUCGAGCUGAUGGAGGUGUCAGUAAUAACAGUUUUGUCAUGCAGAUGACUUCAGAUUUGAUUAAUAAGAAAAUAGAAAAGCCUUCAAAUACAGAUAUGUCUAGUCUUGGUGCAGCUUUUCUCGCAGGUCUUGCAUCAGGACUUUGGACUGACAAAGAACAGCUAAAGAAGCUGAGGCGAAUAGAAGCAGUUUUUGAGCCCCAGAAGGAUGUGAAGGAAUACAAACCUGCCAUGGACACCUGGAUGCAAGCGGUGAAAUGCUCCUUGCACUGGUAGAAAUUGACAUUUGGGAGAUAGAAGGAAUCAAAUUAUAAAACUAACAGAAUGGUUAAAAUUGUAACUGGAAUUUGCGAUGAUAUAUAAAAGUUCUAAGGUCCUUUGGUAACCUUCCUGCUGUUGGAUAACUUAGCACUCCAUAGUGAACCUUCCUAUCACCCUCACAACAGCUGUAGUCCAGAUGCAGCACUCAUGUCCCUUCAAUGACCCCCUUUGGGUGGCCCAGCUGCUUGAAACCACACUUUAUAUGUUGGGAGGUUUUUUUUCUAUGAUGUGUUUUCUACUGAGGAACUCAUCUCCCAUCUGAUCUUUAAAAGCUUUGAUAUGUUAACCAUUGAGGAAUCUGAAGAGGGACAUACACGUCCCUCAGUAUUUCUAAGAGUAAUAUAAUUAUUUAGAGGGGACGUGGGAAAUUGAUUGUGUACCAAGAUACAGCCUGGCUAGUAGCUUCCUCACACAUUUUGAUUGACUUUGUAAGGAAGCAUUUGACCCAGCUGUGUGACGGGGUUUUUGUGGUGCCUUGGGAUUAGCACAAAAUUAAGAUGAGAAACAAAAGCAAAUAUGCUUUCAGAACUCCUUAAAAGAUGCUUCUUUCCAGGAUUUUUGUAGCUGAUGUUUACAAUCGGUCUAAUUUGUAGCUACGUUUUUUAAAUUUUAUACAGACAAGAACUGCAUUAUAUGACACAAUUAAUAUCAAUGCUAGCAUACCUGUAACUGCAUUUAACUUGUGAAAAUCUGUAACGUUAGUAUUUUCAAGCCCAUCACUGAGUCCUAUUAUUAUUGGGAAAAAAACAGGGUUGAAAGUCUAUUUUUGAAGUUACUACUUUUAUAUUUUUAAAAUAAACUAAUUAAAGAAACAUAAUUAAUUAUG
Coturnix japonica (Japanese quail) is the source of this 5940-nucleotide messenger RNA. The record is from RefSeq and is a predicted model, not a curated record. Lineage: Eukaryota; Metazoa; Chordata; Aves; Galliformes; Phasianidae.